This is a messenger RNA of Rhinopithecus roxellana (golden snub-nosed monkey), 3472 nucleotides long. RefSeq names its product Ral GEF with PH domain and SH3 binding motif 2 (gene RALGPS2). The record is from RefSeq and is a predicted model, not a curated record. Gene Ontology annotation, cellular component: plasma membrane. Gene Ontology annotation, biological process: positive regulation of GTPase activity; Ras protein signal transduction. The transcript has 20 exons. Gene Ontology annotation, molecular function: guanyl-nucleotide exchange factor activity. Lineage: Eukaryota; Metazoa; Chordata; Mammalia; Primates; Cercopithecidae. Bases 351 to 2102 code for a protein of 583 amino acids.
GCGCGCGCGCGCGGCUCCGCCCCGCCCGCUUGGCGCGCGCCCCCGCCAGGUCCGCUCUCUUCCCCCACCCCUGGCGCGGACGGGGUGGUUCCAGCUCACUCUCCUCCCCCGAGCGGCGGCAGCGGCGGCGGCGGCUGCUGCGGGCGCUGAAUGAGAGACGGUGACUGUUCGGGUCGGCGAGCGUUACUCUAGGCGGCGGCCGUGGCGGCGAAGCGUGAGGCAGGCGUCGUCUUUCCAUCCUCUGAGGCGACGGUCGCGGCUGCACAGGAAUAAUGUAUUUGUGGCCUUGGACAUGAGGCAAUCAGUCCUCUGUUGCUGUUAACAUAAGGUCAGGGACUGAUGAGGAAAGCAUGGACCUAAUGAACGGGCAGGCAAGCAAUGUCAAUAUUGCAGCUACUGCUUCUGAGAAAAGUAGCAGCUCUGAAUCCUUAAGUGACAAAGGUUCUGAGUUGAAGAAAAGCUUUGAUGCUGUGGUAUUCGAUGUUCUUAAGGUUACACCAGAAGAAUAUGCGGGUCAGAUAACAUUAAUGGAUGUUCCAGUAUUUAAAGCUAUUCAACCAGAUGAGCUUUCAAGUUGUGGAUGGAAUAAAAAAGAAAAAUACAGUUCUGCACCAAAUGCAGUUGCCUUCACAAGAAGAUUCAAUCAUGUAAGCUUUUGGGUUGUUAGAGAGAUUCUUCAUGCUCAAACAUUAAAAAUUAGAGCAGAAGUUUUGAGCCACUAUAUUAAAACUGCUAAGAAACUGUAUGAGCUGAAUAACCUUCAUGCACUUAUGGCAGUGGUUUCUGGCUUACAGAGUGCCCCAAUUUUCAGGUUGACUAAAACAUGGGCGUUAUUAAGUCGAAAAGACAAAACUACCUUUGAAAAAUUAGAAUAUGUAAUGAGUAAAGAAGAUAACUACAAAAGACUCAGAGACUAUAUAAGUAGCUUAAAGAUGACACCUUGCAUUCCCUAUUUAGGUAUCUAUUUGUCAGAUUUAACAUAUAUCGAUUCAGCAUACCCAUCAACUGGCAGCAUUCUAGAAAAUGAGCAGAGAUCAAAUUUAAUGAAUAAUAUCCUUCGAAUAAUUUCUGACUUACAACAGUCUUGUGAAUAUGAUAUUCCCAUGUUGCCUCAUGUCCAAAAAUAUCUGAACUCCGUUCAGUAUAUAGAAGAACUACAAAAAUUUGUGGAAGACGAUAAUUACAAGCUUUCAUUAAAGAUAGAACCAGGGACGAGCACCCCACGUUCUGCUGCUUCCAGAGAAGAUUUAGUAGGUCCUGAAGUAGGAGCAUCUCCACAGAGUGGACGAAAAAGUGUGGCAGCUGAAGGAGCCUUGCUCCCACAGACACCACCAUCCCCUCGGAAUCUGAUUCCACAUGGACAUAGGAAGUGCCAUAGCUUGGGUUAUAAUUUCAUUCAUAAAAUGAACACAGCAGAAUUUAAGAGUGCAACGUUUCCAAAUGCAGGGCCAAGACAUCUGUUAGAUGAUAGCGUCAUGGAGCCCCAUGCACCAUCUCGAGGCCAAGCUGAAAGUUCUACUCUUUCUAGUGGAAUAUCAAUAGGUAGCAGUGAUGGUUCUGAACUAAGUGAAGAGACCUCAUGGCCUGCUUUUGAAAGGAACAGAUUAUACCAUUCUCUCGGCCCGGUGACAAGAGUGGCACGAAAUGGCUAUCGAAGUCACAUGAAGGCCAGCAGUUCUGCAGAAUCAGAAGAUUUGGCAGUACAUUUAUAUCCAGGAGCUGUUACUAUUCAAGGUGUUCUCAGGAGAAAAACUUUGUUAAAAGAAGGCAAAAAGCCUACAGUAGCAUCUUGGACAAAAUAUUGGGCAGCUUUGUGUGGGACACAGCUUUUUUACUAUGCUGCCAAAUCUCUAAAGGCUACAGAACGAAAACAUUUCAAAUCAACAUCCAAUAAGAACGUAUCUGUGGUAGGAUGGAUGGUGAUGAUGGCUGAUGACCCUGAACAUCCUGAUCUCUUCCUGCUGACUGACUCUGAGAAAGGAAAUUCGUACAAGUUUCAAGCUGGCAAUAGAAUGAAUGCAAUGCUAUGGUUUAAGCAUUUGAGUGCAGCCUGCCAAAGUAACAAACAACAGGUUCCUACAAACUUGAUGACUUUUGAGUAGAAGCCUGAGAAAAAAAAAGAGAGGUGAACUAUUGCUUCUAUGUGAGCAUGGGGACCUGAUAAAAGAGCGCCAGCUAUAAACCAUCCUGUGCCAGGAAGAGCCCAGCGGCUCUGUCUCAGUCUUUGGAAUUCUGAACCAAAAAAGCACUAAUUUCAGGGAAUGAAUUGAGAUAUUCCCAGAGAACAAAUUGGAGUUGCAGAACAAACUGCCAUGAACCAUGCUUCUUAUCUCAGAACUGACCUGUGGAAACCACUGCCUUAAAAGAAUGAAAGGAAAACCAACAUGAAACACCAAAUAGUGUGUGUGAAUCUUCUGGCGGUGCUGUGCUUGGAAUAGAUCGUAGCUAAUUUGCAUUUCUUUUAACUUUGUAAUAAUUUUAGAGGGGGGAAUUGCCUUUUUUAGAUAUGCUUUAAAAAGGAAAAACAUAUUCUUGCGGAUUCCAUCAGGAGCUCGUUUUGAACCGAGGUGAAGAGACUUAGCAGGGAUUGUACCAGCAGCCCACCUGCAAGGUUUGUUCUCCCUCUAGUAGUCUGCAGCCUCACUGGCUUUCUCACAGCGAGAGUGUAGGAAUGAGAAGUGUUAGUCAUGUGAGUUGUUGGGUUUGUUUGGGAUUGGGUGGGGGUGUUUGUUUUGUUUUGGAUGAGGGGAGAAUUUUUUAAACACUAAACUUCUGAAAUGUAGUACUGUAAGGGGAACAUUAUUUCCUGCAGGAGGUACAAAGGCUGAGUGUUCAUUUGCCAGACACUUUUUUUUUAAGUAGGUUUCAGAAAACAUGGUUGUUUCUAACUAGGGUUAAAGUUUAGCUUUCUAUAUGAAUUCAUUGUUGGACCACAGAUCUGCUUAAGUAAAGAACUAUAAUCCCAACCUAAACUUUUCUGAGAUUUUACAAUAAUUAGAUCUUUUCCCAAGUUAAUUGGAUUUUCCCUUCUCCCAGUCACAGGUGGUUUUUAUCAUCAAGACAUUGAUAUUUUGUCAGGAUAUUUUCUUUACAGUGUUUAAUGUGCAUAAUGCCAGAGUUAUUUUUUUAUUAUUCAUUUUCUCUCUUUUUGUUCAAUAUGAGAUUCAGGAGCUAAAAGGUAACACAUAUAGAUGUACGUAUGUAUUUUGUUAUAAGACAUACAGAAUAAUUUUAAGAGGGAUAAAGGUGAAAAUGUCAGAUUCUGGAAAUUUUGAGUAUCUAAACUUUAUACUUCUUGUGUGAUUUACCAUAAACAUACCAAAACAUUUUUCUGAAAAUUUACUGUAGGUCUCUGACUUGAAACCACAUUUUGUCAGUAGUUGACCAAGCAGUUUUAUGAGAACUCUUCUAUGCAAUAGUGCAUUUAAUUUCUAAAGUAAAUGUUGAAUUAUUAAAAAAAAAGUUUGAAGGU